GCCUACUUGAUAAAAUUGACAGGACGCGGAAGUAUUAACAACACAUCAGCAUAACGCCAAGCUAUAACGCCAAGCAUAACGCCAUGAUAUGAUCCAAAAUGUGAAAUUUAAAGAUGUGAAAUGCGGAUUUCAGAAGAAAAUAUCAUCUGAUGUCAAAAAUAUUAGAAAAAACGAAUCACUGUUUGUGCCUGCUGAUAAAACCACCAACUUUUACAAAAUGGACCCUCCAUCCUACAACCAACUACUGCAGAGAAACAUCACUAAAACCUACAAGAAAAUCUCCACACAAACUGUUUCGUCCAUUGAAAACCGAUCGAAAUCAAUUGCGAACAAAUUAAAUUUAACUGAUCGAAUUAAUACCACAGCUGAGAGAGAACCCUUUAUCACAUUAAAGGACCACAAACCUAAUUUUGAAAACAACCCUACCUGCCGUCUUAUCAACCCUCGUAAGUCCGAAAUCGGUAAAGUAAGUAAACAAAUUCUAGACAGAAUCAACGCGAAAGUUAUCGAGUCUACCGGCAUGAAUCAAUGGAAAAAUACGAAAUCUGUCCUGAC
This is a messenger RNA of Paramuricea clavata, 555 nucleotides long. NCBI's taxonomy places the organism in Eukaryota, Metazoa, Cnidaria, Anthozoa, Malacalcyonacea, Plexauridae. The record is from the annotation of a GenBank genome assembly.